GACUUUUGACAGAUAACCAGAUGUUUAAUGUCAAAUGUCAUAUAGCGGUUUUAUUUGUGAAUUGUAUCUGAUAACAAAAUUUUGAACUAAAUAUUGAAUUGAAUUAAAAGAGUAUUUGCUUGAGACAUUUAGACAAUGGCAAUAUCAAAAAACGUUCGAUACAUAAUGUUUCUUGGCGGAUUUGUUGGUUUAAUAGGUGCUACAAUGUAUCCGAUUGCUAUUAGUCCUAUGAUGGAUGUCUCUGAAUAUAAAAAGAUCCAAAAAGAAGCCAGAAAAAACAUUCGACAAGAAGAUAUCCAACCAGGAAAUAUGAAAGUGUGGUCAGAUCCGUUUGGAAGAAAAAAGCCAGACAGUGAAUAGGUUUGUUAAAUAAUAUUAUUAUUUAUUUGUAUGUAGAAUGUUAACUAAUAAAGUUAUAAAUUUGUUUCCAA
Messenger RNA from Manduca sexta (tobacco hornworm), 431 nucleotides. RefSeq names its product small integral membrane protein 20. The transcript has 3 exons. The record is from RefSeq and is a predicted model, not a curated record. Gene Ontology annotation, cellular component: mitochondrial inner membrane. NCBI's taxonomy places the organism in Eukaryota, Metazoa, Arthropoda, Insecta, Lepidoptera, Sphingidae. Gene Ontology annotation, biological process: mitochondrial respiratory chain complex IV assembly. Bases 136 to 360 code for a protein of 74 amino acids.